AUGCAUACCAGUGCUCUUGUGGCAAUUGAUGGUGGAAUUGAUAUGAUGUGCUGGCCAGACUUUGACUCGCCAUCUGUAUUCUGUCGUAUGUUGGACAAGGACAAGGGUGGCCAUUUCACAAUCAGUCCGCCUUCGGGUUUGAAGAUCACGACCAAACAGCAAUACCUGCCUAGCAACAACAUCCUCCAAACCAGAUACCUACAUGAUGAUGGCGUCCUGACCCUCACCGACUUCUUUCCCAGGCCUCUGAAGGCUGAGAAACUAGACCCUACUGUUGGACGAGGCGCUACGAUCGAUCCCCGUAACGAACUCAAAAAGUGGUUGGUCCGCAGGGUUGAGUGUAUCAGAGGUGCCACCGACGUUAACAUCGAGUUGUUCCCUGCUUUCAACUAUGCUCAAGACUCCCACACUACCGAGAUUGUGAAGGCCGACAACGAGGCUCAGCGAGUAGUACACUUUCGCUCUGAGAGCUUGUCCUUAGAACUAGUGGCCACGAUUGACUGUGGCGACGACUCCUCGUGUCCCGAACUUUCCUUUUCGAAGAAGCAUGUUGACGGUUCGUCUCUCGGUGAUGGUGUGACUGCCACGAUCAAUCUCAAAGAAGGUCAAUCGGUUUCGUUCGUACUCAGGAAUCUCGAAGAAGACGAUAAGAAAUCAAUCUCUACAGCACUGCUUGAUCAGAUCCAACAAGAUACGUCGGUGUACUGGUUCAACUGGAUCUCAAAGUCAAAGUACAAGGGACGCUGGAGAGAGGUCGUCAGCAGAAGUCUGAUGAUCCUCAAAAUGCUCACAUUCGAGCCCACUGGAGCCAUCGUUGCAGCACCUACUUUCUCGUUGCCAGAGGAUUUUGGAGGUGGUAGAAACUGGGAUUACAGAUUCUCCUGGGUCAGAGAUUCGUCCUUUACAACCUAUAUCCUCCUCCGAAUGGGCUUCACAGAAGAGGCAGAAGCCUACAUGAAUUUCCUUAGCGCUCGUCUAAUCGACUCGCCCAAGCCCGACGGCGGCCUCCCGAUUAUGUUCUCCAUCCGCGGCAGUACGGACCUGCCCGAAAUCGAACUCUCCCACCUCUCUGGUCACCAGAACAGUAGACCCGUCCGCAUCGGCAACGGCGCAGCCUUCCACAAACAACUCGACAUUUACGGAGAAAUGAUGGAUUCCAUCUACCUUUACAACAAGUAUGGAAAGCCUGUGAGCUACGACCUCUGGGUCGCUGUGAGAAAGCUUACGGAUUACGUCUGUGGUAUAUGGAAGGAGACAGACAUGUCGAUCUGGGAAGUCCGCUCCGCACCCAUGAACUACACUUACUCCAAGAUAAUGCUCUGGGUAGCCAUCGACCGUGCCUUGCGACUGGCAGAUAAACGCUGUUUCCCUUGCCCAAACAGAAUGAAAUGGCUAGAAACCCGCGACCUCAUCUACGACGACGUGAUGGAGAAGGGCUACAACAAAGAUAUGAAAUGCUUCAUUCAAAGCUACGAAAGUAAUGAAGUCUUGGAUUCUGCUGUCUUGAUAGCACCGUUGGUUUUCUUCAUAGCGCCUAAUGAUCCUCGCUUCACAAACACUCUCGAGCAAAUCCUUCUAGCACCUGAGAAAGGAGGACUUACUUCUACUGGUCUGGUCUACCGCUACAACACCAUGAAAUCCGACGAUGGAGUAGGAGGUAGAGAAGGUGCUUUCAGCAUGUGUACUUUUUGGUUGGUGGAGGCGCUUACAAGAGCUGGAGCUUACGAUAAAAAGUACUUGAUCAAGGCGAUCAACAUCUUUGAGAACAUGCUGAGUUUCUCGAAUCAUUUGAAUAUGUUUUCAGAGGAGAUUGCGAGGAGUGGAGAGCAGUUGGGUAAUACGCCUCAGGCGUUCUCGCACCUGGCUUUGGUCAGUGCUGCGUUCAACCUUGAUCGCGUGACCCAAGGAAGGGGUGGCAUGUAA
Messenger RNA from Aureobasidium subglaciale EXF-2481, 1923 nucleotides. Its product is annotated as glycoside hydrolase family 15 protein. The transcript is spliced from 4 exons. The coding region runs from base 1 to 1923 and encodes 640 amino acids. Lineage: Eukaryota; Fungi; Ascomycota; Dothideomycetes; Dothideales; Saccotheciaceae. Gene Ontology annotation, biological process: carbohydrate metabolic process. Gene Ontology annotation, molecular function: hydrolase activity, hydrolyzing O-glycosyl compounds. The record is from RefSeq and is a predicted model, not a curated record.